Messenger RNA from Mya arenaria, 1763 nucleotides. Its product is annotated as ras-related and estrogen-regulated growth inhibitor-like. The coding region runs from base 680 to 1318 and encodes 212 amino acids. Gene Ontology annotation, molecular function: GTP binding; GTPase activity. The transcript has 4 exons. Lineage: Eukaryota; Metazoa; Mollusca; Bivalvia; Myida; Myidae. The record is from RefSeq and is a predicted model, not a curated record.
CUUGUUGAACGACUUGAAUGAAACUCUCCAGGUAGGAACAUACGUUCUCAUCAUGCUAUCAUGUGCUACAUUACAAGACUUAUAUUUUAAUUUACAGGUUUUUCAUAAACUCGAGGAUUCAUUUGACGUAUUAUUUCUGGUUAUUCACUGACGAAGAACAAAGACAGACAAAGAAAUUUGUAAACCGUGAAAUGAUAUUUAACAUCUUUGAGUUUUCUUUUAUUUCGAAAGGUUAUUUGAAGAGUAUGACGUAAGCAAAUUUAGAAGGAUUGGAUCAAAGUUUUCACGGAAUAGAAAUCAGACCUGUACAGAUUCUCGAUAGUUUCAGAAAUCGCUUACAGAUUUUGAUGGUAUGAUUGCCUUUCUAGUUAUGUGAAUAGGAAGGAAAUUAUAGAAAAAGUUAGACCUCCAUGCUAUUUGCAUACCAAUUUUUCGAUACAGCCACGGGACAUUUAUUUUAUCUUGGAUAUUCUACAAGCAUUAAUUAACAGUUAAUGAUGUGCUAGGGUGCCUGGAAAUGUAGCAAAUACUAAUAAAUAUUCUGCUCGUUGUCAAAGUCUAUCCAACGGACAAUUUUAAUACGUCGACGGAUUUGUAUGCCUUUUCAAGAUUGCUAAGAAAGAUGGACUUAUAAGCCAAAAAUAACGGACUGACUUUGGCGAUUGUUUCAGUAAACAGAAUGUCUCAAAAACGGUUUACCGGGGCUCGAAUUGUGUUACUAGGGGCCAGCGGGGUCGGAAAAACAGCUUUUGCUGUGCGAUACAUUACUAAGAGGUUUAUUGGAGAUUAUGACAGGGAUAAAGAGAUGGUUUACACACGUCAUCUUCCUACGCCAAGAGAUGGAAUUACCCUGGAUAUCCUUGACACCGGAGCACGGCUUUCCUCGGAAACAAUCGAAAAGCACACCAAAUGGGGUGAUGGCUAUAUUCUCAUCUACUCUCUCACAGAUCGUGCAAGUUUGACUUACUUAUCAGAGGUCAAGGACAUCAUUACAAAAGUCAAAGGUCGCGACUGUCCUUUGACUUUGGUGGGAAACAAAAGUGACCUAAUUUCUGCACGUGAAGUAAAUGAUGAGGAAUCAAGUGAUUUUGGACAGAAAUUUAAUUGCCCUAAAUUUGAAAUAUCCGUUGCAGAGACCAGUCAAGGGGUGCUGGAAGUUAUGGAUGAAAUAAUGUGUCAAAUCAAGCGUGACUUUGUGAAAAAUAUGAAUAUUUCUAAUCAACUGGCAAUAGCUGAUAAUAAGCCCCGCUCAAAACUUUACAGCAUGAAGAAAGCAUUUAAGAAAAGAAUAAAUCGUAGCCAUAGCGAUACAUUUUAGUGAAGGCAUACACACACCAUUUAAUGACAAAUCACUUGAAUAAGUAUUAUAACGGUUUGAUGACAUACGUGUUUAUAAGAUAUUGUAUCUGCAUAAUCAUAUAUAAUAUACGCUCGUUCAUCUGUUUAUAAGUGCAACCACUGCUUCGAUUACAAAAACAAUCAACACUUUUAAACUGUUUGAAAUAUAACCAUUCGUUUUCAUGCAAUUUUGUGUUCUAUAUGGCAAUUGCAACUUGUAUCGAAGCACAUUUUUGACGACAUUUUUGUUGUUGUUUACUUUCCUUUUUUCACAGAUUUGUUGCUAUUUGUCUGUCAAUACAUUUUGCACAAGUUUCAUAUAAACAGUUUCUUCGACAUUCGAAAUUCGAUGUACAGAAUGCUGACGAUUCCGACGACGUCGAUGACAACAACGUUGAUGAUGAUGAUAGUAAUGAUGAUUAUGU